AGAUGCACACCUCCUGUUCUCCCUCCUCCUCCCCCUCCUUCUGCUCGCCUCCCCGGGUUCAGGUUGGUAGUUGAGCUGCCUCUCCGGUCGCUGUCUCGGUGUGCCGUCAGAGUGGAUGCGCUUGGAUUGACUGUGUGCGCUUCAGCCGGUGAGAAGAUCACUUCCUAAAAAAACAACCAAAAAACCCCAAAAACAAACAAACAAAAUCUGAAGUGACGCUUUCGUGCAGUGCGACAGCGGCGCACUCCCACACGUCUCCUCCUCCUUCCCGGAUUGGAACACCGGCAGCGGCGAGCAGACUCCAGCCUAUCCCGGGAGAAGGUGAUCAAGCUUCGGCCUCAGGUGCAUCUCUGAGGCGGGGCGACGCGGAAGGUCCAGGUGUUGUGGAGGCAUGGACUGCAACUGCGUCAGCGAUCUGCUGCUCCCCCCGGUGCCCGCCCUUUGGACGCCAGGGUUCGCCUUCCCGGACUGGGCCUACAAGCCGGAGUCGAGCCCUGGUUCCAGGCAGAUCCAGCUGUGGCACUUCAUCCUGGAGCUGCUGCAGAAGGAGGAGUAUCAGGGUGUGAUCGCCUGGCAGGGAGACUACGGGGAGUUUGUCAUCAAGGACCCAGAUGAGGUGGCCCGGCUGUGGGGGAUUAGGAAGUGCAAGCCUCACAUGAACUACGACAAGCUGAGCCGGGCGCUGAGGUAUUACUACAACAAGCGCAUUUUGCACAAAACCAAAGGGAAGCGGUUCACCUACAAGUUUAACUUCAGUAAAGUGGUGCUGGUGAACUACCCCAUCCUGGACAUGGCUAACUCUCCCUUCUUUCUGGCCCAGAACCACUUUAACGGGGGCUCGGCUGCUCCGGACUGCAGCCCAGAGGUACGAACGGCCAUACAGUCCCUGUUUCCUCGUCUGCCAGACAGCGGCAGAGGAACGUCCCUGUUCGAUCGGGGCUCCGCAGCGCCGGGACCUGAAGGAGACAAACUGAGACUGGACACGUUCCCUUUCCUCGGUUCAGGUACCCCGUGCUACUCCAAACCCCCUUCCCUGCUGGGCCCGUACCCCCGCAACCCGCCCUUUGACUACCCCUGGAGUUUCAACCCAUACCUCCCAGGGGCCUUCUCUCUCAACAACUGCCCCAAACUGCCCCCUGGCUCCCUUUACCCCUCCCAGUUUUACCCCAACCCUCUGCAGAGCAGCCUUUCCCAGCUGCCUCACCCCUUUUCCUCAUUGCUUCCCCCAGGGGAGGCUGCCGGAGGUGAAAGGGGAGCACCGGGGCAGACUGGCGGGACAAACGGCACAGCGGGUGGUCAGCCGGCUCGGCUCUGCCUGCCGCCCUACCCAGGCGGCCUGCCGAUGGGUCGGACUGACAUCGGCAACGGGGCGACACUCGGGGAGAGGGAAAGGGUGGAGGCAAACCCUCCGAGCGCAGGCCUGGGUCUGGGUUUGGGAGCCGUCAGCCUCGGAGCUGGGACGGGCCAGCAGAGCCCCACCGAGAGGAGGGGUGGCGUGAAACAGGACCCCGAAUCGGACUCGGACCUGGAGAUAACGGAUCUGAGCGACUGCAGCUCAGACAACGAGAACGAGCAUGACUUUGGCAUCGGGAAAGAGUCCAGCCUGGUGAGCCGGUCGCCGCUUGUGUUGGAUGGAAAGAAAGGGAGCCUGCUUCCUCCCAUCACCUCACUCCCCCCACCGGUGUCUCCUCAUCCGUUGAAGAGCCUGAUGCCCCUUACUCCUCCACCUCCUUCCCUGCCUCCAUCACUCUCUCCCUCCAUGGCUCUGCAUGACAGACACAGGGAGGCAGAGACUCUGAAAAUGAUCCACAGCUAAGACAUUUUCUCAUCAUCCUGACCGGUCUACGCUCUGAUAACUCUCUUCUUCUUUCCUGUUGCAAUCACUCAAAUCUUUGUUCACUUCUGAUUAUUAUUUUUCCAGGUGAAGCACUUCAGUCCCCCACUUCUGAAACUGCUGUUUCCCUGUUUGCUGUGUAAGUUUUUUAAUUUAUCACCUUGCUGUCUCCUCCAGAUUAGAAUACAAUAUUUUUAGCUGUUAAGGUGUCAGUUUUAUUUUCAUUUUGCCUUUUCUGUUUCGAUUUUUCACACUGAAUGAGUGCAAGAACUCUUCAAUUUGCUGUCAGUAGUGGAGCUUUGAGAAGAGGACAAGGUGGUAAAUUGCAGAUCAGUUCUGGCUGUAAAAAUAUGAGCAUACACCAAUAAAUAGGAAUAAUCAAAACAAAUUUCUAAUUUUACAAAUAUGCAUUUGAUUUCUUGGGAUUUAAUAUGUAUUCAUAUUUAAGUACGUUUAAAAUAUAAUUUAUGAAGACAUAGUCAAAUGUUGCCAUCUAGUGGUUGUCCUAGGCAAUACUUUUCACAGGCUUUAACUUAAAUGCAGUUCCUUUUGAAAAGUAUUCAAGCAUUCACACCACUUGAACUUUUUCACAUUUCGUUCCACUACAAGCACAAACUUUAGUAUGCUAUUGUAUUAAUUCUUGAUUUUAAAAGAAAUGCAAGUUUCAAAUGCUUCUAAAACUGAAAAUCCAAAAAGUGUUGUGUGCGUGUGUAAUCAGCAGCCCUAAAUUUAACACCUUAAAACCACCGUUCACUGCGAUCACAGCUGCUGGUGUUUUGGAGAAUGUUUGAACCAGCUUUACUCAUCUGGAGUCUUUUUUUUUUUUUUUUUUUUUUUUCCAUCGCUCGCCUUUACAACAUAUUUCCAGCUCGAUCAGAAUGAACGUAGAGCAUUCAUUAAACUAUCGCCAUAGAUACAGGUUUAAACAAUUCAACCACGUGAAUCUGAAACAUUGUAUUGUACCUCUGGUUGUGUGGCUAAGGUUGUUGUGCUGUUAGAGGUUGAAACUUUGCUCCAGUUUUAAGUCUUUUGCAGCUUUUAACGGGUUUUCUCAGAGGAUUGACCGUAGUUUAACUGGACCAACUUCCCCGUCCCUGCUGAAGUAAACACCCCAACAUCAUGUCGCUGCUCCCAUCCUGUUUAAGUAAGGCAUGUUGCGUUCAGGAUCUUCGUUUUCUGCCGCACAUAGCACUUUGCAUCUAGGUAAAAAAAAUAAAUACAUAUAUAUAUAUAUAUUGGUGUCAUUUGAAAAUAUCACAUUCCUCCCCAUGUUUUGUAUGUUCCUUACAUGUAGGGGUGACUUCUUAAGAUGAUUUGGCAUCAACGGCUUUCUUGUUGCCAUGUUUCCAUAAAGACCAGAUUUGUGGAGUGAACUACCGAUAGUUGUUUAGCCAACAGAUCCUCUUGUCUGAGCUGCGGAUCUCUGCAGCUCUUCCAGAGCUAUCAUGGGUCUUCUGCUGGUUUCUCUGUCAGUUUAGUUGCACUGGCAUGUCCUUGCAGGUUUUGAAGUCUUAAUAUUAAUUUGGUGACAUUUGAAGGCUGCUUGUUGCAUUGGAUUUUUUUUUUGUUUGUUUGUUUGUUUGUUUAGAGGUGUCACAGU
Messenger RNA from Poecilia latipinna (sailfin molly), 3434 nucleotides. RefSeq names its product Ets2 repressor factor like 1 (gene erfl1). NCBI's taxonomy places the organism in Eukaryota, Metazoa, Chordata, Actinopteri, Cyprinodontiformes, Poeciliidae. The record is from RefSeq and is a predicted model, not a curated record. Gene Ontology annotation, biological process: cell differentiation; regulation of transcription by RNA polymerase II. The transcript is spliced from 7 exons. Gene Ontology annotation, cellular component: nucleus. Bases 392 to 1816 code for a protein of 474 amino acids. Gene Ontology annotation, molecular function: sequence-specific DNA binding; DNA-binding transcription factor activity, RNA polymerase II-specific.